Messenger RNA from Closterium sp. Yama58-4, 678 nucleotides. Lineage: Eukaryota; Viridiplantae; Streptophyta; Zygnematophyceae; Desmidiales; Closteriaceae. The record is from the annotation of a GenBank genome assembly.
AUGAAUUUCAUAUCCGAAACGCAGUUGGAGGAGAACAAGCGGCUGAGAGGGGAGCGAGUCGAGGAUGGCACUGUAACGGUGGACAAACCCCUGUACGAGAUUUUGAAAGAGCAGAAGGAGAAGAAAGAAGCGGAGCACAAGGAGAAAUUCAAAAACCGCCCACCAAGGGCAUUGGAUGAGGACGAGCUGGAGUUUCUCGAAGCUGUGGAGCAGAAGAAGAGGGAGGACGAGAAGGAGAAGGACGAUGAAGACAAGCGUGCACUUUCAGAGUUCCAGGCCGCUCUCCUGAGCCGAACAGUCACCGUUGAUUCUCAUGCCACUCAUGCCACACCUGACACGGCCACAGCACAAGCAGCUGGUGCUCCUGGCUCUUCCGCUUCUUCUAUAGUGGCAGCUAUUCGUAAAAGAAAGGAGCCCGAUCUUCCACUCAUGCCUCGUCUGGGUGUGAAGGUUCAGCUUAAAGCGAAGCCGAAAGCUAAGUCUGGAGGAGCUCCGGAUAAAGCGGCUGAUUCUAGGGCUACCGGUGCUUCUAAAGCCGAUUCUUCUGAAGGAGAGGCAACAAGGCAGAAGGGGGAUGGUAGGCAAAGUGGGGGUGUGGAUGAGAAAGGGGAUGGAGGAUCUGUUGUUGGCUUAGGGCUUGGAGCAUACGGUAGUGAUGAUGAUGACGACGACAACUAA